GUGGACCUGAAAGGCAUGUGAAACAAAGCAUGAUAGGAAAUAGGUUCUCGAGCGAGAACAGGCAGAAGCCUCUCUGGGAAGUACGGGUCAUAAAUCUGGCACCGAGAAGAAAAAGGUUUCGGCCAGGAACAGAUCCUGGAGACUUCUGAGAAAUGGAGUCCAGUGGGGCAAGGAGGCAUGUGCGCAUGACCGGAAGUGACGCUAUUCAGCUGCGUCCCCGUUGGCGCGAGAGCAGGGGUCGGCGUUAGGCACCCGCGUCUGAUCUCGCACUGGUGCGAGGGAGCUCUGUCAGGUAUCCGGCUGCGGUUUCCUCGCGCGGUGUUCUGCUCGAGCCCGAGUCGGUGGUUGCGCCACGGGCUCCUGAGCCGAGGCCUGGCGAGAAAGUGAGAGACGCGGCUGGACAGGCCCGACCGGAGCGCCCAGGGCCCAGGACCGCGGGCUCAGACCCGGCCUCUGAGGGGAGAGGCCGGAGAGGAGAGUCCAGCCCGGGAGCAGUCAGAGCAGGCCUGCAGAGUGGGGCUGGGGCUGCAGAGAGGCGCCGCUGACGCUUAGGAAACUGCUAGGAGGCCGUGGCGCCAGGUGGGACCCAGAUGCUGGAGGAAGGAGGUGAGAAGGAGUGGUGGAGGGAGAGGUUGGCAGGAGAUCCGGCCGCUUGUUCCAGCUUGCCCCCUGACACCGCUGUGCGACCCAGACCAGAGCCCUGCAGUUGUCCUUUCCAGAAGUGGUUGGGGGCGAUCAUUUUUUGAAUGAAGAAUUCUGGGGUCAAAAAAGUGUGAGGAUCUCAGGCCUGGAUAAUCUCUGAGUAUCCUACCCCUUACCGCGAUCUGCUUGAUGGACCGAUGGCGUUAGAGAGUGGAGAGAAAUGGGUCCUGGGAAGGAAAAUGGGACGUACCCAAGGUCUCCUCGGUGGCUUCUGAUCUUCCAGCCCUUCUUGAAGCAGCCAAGGAUGCUCGGAACAGGAGCCUAUUGGCUCCACCUGAGGUUGAGGGCAGGUUUGACCCAGUUGGAUGGUGAAGUCGUGGAGGAUACUGGGGAUUUGGAAUCAGAAGACUAGGGUUCCUGUUUAAGCUGGCGAGUACCGGCCAGGUUUUUUAAGUUGUGUUUCUUAAUAGAGGAAAGGGUAAAAAACAUUAAUUACCUCAUUUACCUCUAAGAACUGUAAACAUCAAAUAAACGUUUUUGAAAGCACCUUGAACGCCUUGCAGAACAGAACAAAUGUGUAUGUAAUCUUAACCACCGAGGCCUGUGCCAUCCUGCCCUAGAUCAAGGGGUCCAUGUAUUGGUCUGUAAGUCUUCAAGUGCAAUUUCACAUCCAGCGUUUCAUGCUGUCUUCCCCAGAGACCUGGGAACAAACAGAAUGGUUAUCAUCCUCCCCAUGCUACCAAAGAGGAAAAUAAGACACCGUGGAAUUAGAGCCACCUUCUCUGGACCCUGCCCUUCCCCAAGAGGAAAGCACAGGAGAGGAAGGAAUGGUGGCUGGUCUCCUCACAGCUGGGCCCCACGGAUUCACGCCCUUCAGCAGUGUGACUGAAGCUGUUACCCAGGAGGGGUGGGGGCACUCGGUCCCUGCUCCGAGGGACAGGUUCAAGGAGGGGAUACCAGAAAAGUCCAGAAACCUGGUCCUACUGGGACUUCCAGUUUCCCAGCCUGGCAUGAACUCUCAGUUGGAACAGAGGGAAGGCUCAUGGGUGCUGGAGGGAGAAAGCCUAAGGAGUACCCGUCCAGACCGGAAGAUUGUCUCUGAAUCCCCACCCGAGCAGGACAUUUCUGGAGAAUCAUUCCAAGACACAAGUGUAGAGAUGCCCCCUGGGGAGUCAGGUCACAAGAACAGUGAGGUGGGGAAGAGCUUCAAUCUGAGACCAGUCCUUUCUCCACAACAGAGAGUUCCUGCAGAAGUGAGGCCCCGGAAAUGGGAGAAACAUACAAAGAGCUUCAGGAAGGAGACAGAGAUGAAGAAACCUCACAGAGCAAAGCCGUACACAUGUAACGACUGUGGCAAAGCCUUCAGUUACUGUUCUUCCCUUUCUCAGCAUCAGAAGAGCCAUACUGGGGAGAAGCCAUACGAGUGCCACGAAUGUGGGAAGGCCUUCAGCCAGAGCUCGUCUCUCAUUCAGCACCAGAGGAUUCACACUGGAGAGAAGCCUUAUAGAUGCAGCGAGUGUGGGAGAGCCUUCAGCCAGAAUGCAAACCUCACAAAACACCAGCGAACUCAUACUGGAGAAAAGCCCUACAAAUGCAGUGAGUGUGAGAAAGCUUUUGGCGACUGCUCAGCCCUUGUUCAGCAUCAGAGAAUUCACACCGGAGAGAAGCCCUAUGAGUGCAGUGACUGUGGGAAGGCCUUCCGUCACAGCGCAAAUCUUACAAACCACCAGAGGACUCACACGGGGGAGAAGCCCUACAAGUGCAGUGAGUGUGGGAAGGCCUUCAGUUACUGUGCAGCAUUUAUUCAGCAUCAGAGAAUCCACACAGGGGAGAAACCCUACAAGUGUAACGCCUGUGGGAAGGCCUUCAGCCAGAGCGCAAACCUCACGAACCACCAGAGGACUCACACUGGAGAGAAACCCUACAAGUGUGGCGAGUGUGGGAAGGCCUUCAGCCAAAGUACAAAUCUUAUAAUCCACCAAAAGACCCACACUGGGGAGAAGCCGUAUCAAUGUAAUGAAUGUGGGAAAUUCUUCAGUGAGAGCUCAGCCCUUAUUCGCCAUCACAUUAUUCACACUGGAGAAAAACCCUACGAGUGCAGUGAGUGUGGAAAGGCAUUUAACCAGAGUUCAUCCCUCAGUCAGCAUCAGAGAACUCACACUGCUGUGAAACCCUACGGAUGUAGCGAGUGUGGGAAGGCCUUCAGGUGUAGUUCAGCCUUCAUUAGACAUCAGAGACUCCAUGCUAGAGAGUAACUGGGAACAUGACCAAGGGAUGGGGACCUGACAGGUAAACGCAGGGAGCCUGAAAGAAGCUGGAGACAUCUGACUUGGAUAGUCUCCUGCCCAGAGCUGCAUGCAGCAGCAUCUCUAUUAAAUCACUUUUUUACAUGUUGGAUGUGGAACGUCUGGGGAGCUGUAUUCCUUCUUAACAUCUUCAGUAAGCAUAAACAGCCCAGGUCACAUCACCCUGUCUUAGAGAUUCACCAUAUUCAGUGGGCCAAAGUGCUCUUUGUGUAGCAAGCACUCCAGAAACCUUCGUUUAUAGGAAAUAAGUGAUCAAAUCAAAUGGGUGGAGGACUUGGUUCCUCCUUCAAAGCCAGGUAGUUUGGCAACAGCUGUCAUCUCCCCUUGAACAAGGACUGUUUGCCAAAGGAGAACCAGGAACAUUGGCCAGGAAUGAACAUUUCUCCAUAAUGGGGUCUCUAAGGUGUCUGAUUUGGGGGAGUAAAUUCCUCAAGUGAAAAGGAUUCUAGGGCCAACUAUUAAAUGCUAGUCUCCUUGGGGGCAGGGAGGGAUAUUCACUUCCUAAGGCUGAAGCUAUGUAAAUAGACCCAGAAGACACUGCCAGGCCCCAGCUCCACUUUGUGAGCUGUUUUAGGUGGUGGUUCUGUAAAGACUACAGACCCAAAGCGAGGGACCACCCAGAGGCCGAGGGUGCAGGAGGAAGCUAAUGAAAUCCCUCAGCAAGGCGCUAAAUGGAGACCCUAACAGGGAGGAAGACCCACGAGAUUGGGGCAAUCUGAUGACAUCCAUGUUUUCCCUGGCUCAGACACGGGUGGGUAGGUCAUUCUUCACUCCUCUUCCUCCUGAUGAAGGCCAGAUCCAGCUUUUUAACCCUGUUGACCUGGGUCCUACCUUGCCACAUAUACCAUCCUCACUCCCAACUAGUGUGAUCUCAUCUCAGCACUUCUAACCAACUCCUGUGCUUCCCUGGUUUGGGUAAGGUAAACAUUUCAUUUCUCAGAGAAGACUCCCCGUUCCUCGUCUUCUGCUCUAAGGGAAGCUGGUUGUGCCCUUAACCAUCACCUGAGGCUUGUAGCUCUGACUCCUUGGUGACUUAGCAUGUGUCAGAAUGCUGCUGCUGCACAUACACACACACACCUGCAAGCCCCCAAGUUUCCACUCAAGCCAGUGCUCCAACCCUGCUCGCACCUGGGUGAUGAAAACCCACCUACUUAAAGGGACUAUUGACAAAAUUCAUGGGAGCAAAUUAGUGACCAAUGGCAAGGAAGCCAGUUCUUGGGUUCAUCAUUCCCAACUCGGGUGUGGCUUGUCCCAGCCCCCAGAAGUCUUGCAGUUCAUCCCUUCCUUCACUGCAUAUUGUCUAAUAACAAAGGGGGAAAUAAGCUCUAAAAAGUGAGUCCAAAGGAACAGCACUAAGGGAGGAUGAGGAAGAGACUUGGGGGAGGUGAAAAGAGAACAGAAAAGAGCCUGUUGCCAGUGUAAAGCAAACAGGUUCAUAGGGCUCAGAAACUCAGUUCACCACAGAAGUCAACUUGACAUUCCGAAUUUCACAUUAACUCGGAUCAGUCAGGGACUCACAAUAAUGGUUGAGUUCUUUUGCUCCCAUCAGUGGUUCUGAAUCCCCAGAUGUGGGGAAUGAAGCCUUGCAGGCCAUGGGCCCCCAACCCUCCAAAUGAUUUAACUGGUCUGGGAGGAGGAGCUUCCGCCCUGUGU
Molecule: messenger RNA, 4601 nt
Organism: Diceros bicornis minor
Lineage: Eukaryota; Metazoa; Chordata; Mammalia; Perissodactyla; Rhinocerotidae
Gene: ZNF79
Product: zinc finger protein 79
Exons: 5
Coding region: 1470-2897 (475 amino acids)
Biological process (GO): regulation of DNA-templated transcription
Source: RefSeq, a predicted model, not a curated record